AUGUGGAGGUUAUAUAGAAAACAUGCAUACAACAUGAAUAAUCAAUUUUCUCACUACAGACAUUUAAGGAAAAAGUUGAAACCAACUGAAUGUUUUAUCCAUGUAGACUUUUCUGAAAAUUUUGUUGGAAAGAUGUCAAAAGAAAUUCAAAGCAUGCAUUUUGGAGCUUCACAACCACAAAUCACAUUGCACACUGGUUUCUACGAAACAGUUGGUAUGGAACGUCCUGUAUGUUUUAGCAGUGUGUCCAAUUCACUUGAACAUGGCCCAGCUGCUAUUUGGGCACAUUUGGAUCCAGUCCUGGAAGACAUCAAACAAAAUCAUCCAACAGUUACACAUUUACAUUUCUACAGUGAUGGACCUACAACACAAUACAGACAAAAGUGCAAUUUUUACAUGUUGUCAAGUGAAAUCUAUGAGAAAGGAUUUCAGGGUGCAACAUGGAAUUUCCAUGAAGCCGGCCACGGCAAAGGCAUACCAGACGGUGUUGGUGGGACUCUUAAGCAGACAGCCAACCGCAAAGUACGACAUGGUACUGAUAUUAUGCAUGCUGAAGAUUUUGUAACAGUUCUACAAAAAGCAUGUCCAUCUGUUAAACUUUUCCCGAUAAAACCAAGUAACAUUUCAGCAAAGGAACUGAAAAUAAAGGCACUGAGCUUGAAGACUGUACCAGGUACCAUGAAAAUACAUCAGAUUGUGACAACCUGUCCAUACAAGAUUACAUACUCUGGCGUAAGCUGUACGUGCUUAGAAGAAACAUGUACUCAUCAUAAGUUCCAAACCUUCACAUUCCCCAAACCCUGCAAACAGCAGAAUGAAGAGCAACAGCCCAAGACGAGGCAUGCCCAACGAAAACAAGCUAGGAAGAAACGGCCAUCAAAUACACCAUCAAAUCAGCUAUCCAAUAAGUCAGCUCAGAAUGACACAGAAGACUAUACUAACCUGUUUGAAAACUAUCUGAAGAGCUUUCAGAGAUGUAAAACAUAUUCUGAUCUUGAAGCACUUUGCAGUGGCAUUCAUCUCCCAGACAUAACAGGUUCGGCAAGAGAUAUACGAUCAAAUGGACUCAUUGUUGACUACAAUUCCAACCAAUUGUGCCCAUCAGAUGUUCCCGGUGAUUCAAAUAGAUUCCCUGUUUCUGUAAAGGCAAAUGGAGAAUGCUUGCCUGCAACAGGGAGUGUAUUUGCAUUUGGAAAUGACAAUUCAACUACAGAAAUACGAACAAGAAUUGUGCUUGAGCUUGUGCAGAAUAAACCCUUUUACCUUGAUGAAUCAAACCUAACGAAGGGCAUGCCAACUGUUGGCAAACCAGCAAACACAAUCAAAGCUUUUGCAAUGUACUCCGGUGAGUACAUCCCCGGUAUUCACCUUACAGAGAGGACCAUAGAGACAAUAUCUGAGCAAGAAGUUCUGAAAAGUGUGAAACCAAAAACCUAUAUGGGUAUUUGGCAGAUGUGCGCCCUUUCUAGUGUGUUACACAUGCCAGUGUUUUCUGUAUACCCACAGUUAGGUAAUCCUCAAGUCAGAAAGGAUCUGCACAGACAAAUCCAGCCAAGACAAAAACUCACUGAUGAUGUUGCUUACAUCAUGUGGACAUCCACAAGAACAGACAUGAGACAUCGCCACUGGGUACCAAAUCGGAAAAAUAUCCGCCCGGUCCCCCCUUCCCCUAACCCUAACCCUAGCCCUAACCCCAGCCAUAAUCCCAACUCUAACCCUAACCCUAACCCUAACCCUAACCCUAAACCCUCAACCCUAACUAAAAAUAAUAAUGGAGGGGACCGGGCGAAUAUUAUACCACCAAAUCAUUUCGAACCCUUCCUCUGUGAAGACUUCAGACGGAAAUAA
Messenger RNA from Gigantopelta aegis, 1848 nucleotides. RefSeq lists its product as uncharacterized. Lineage: Eukaryota; Metazoa; Mollusca; Gastropoda; Neomphalida; Peltospiridae. The record is from RefSeq and is a predicted model, not a curated record. Bases 1 to 1848 code for a protein of 615 amino acids. The transcript has a single exon.